UUGAUGUGUUUGACAUCAAGCCCGCAUAGAUAUUUUUAUUUAAUGUUUUAUAAAUAUUUAAUAAAUCCUUGUAGAAACAAGUAAAAAUCUAAAAAUAUGGGCAUUGAGACAAGAUCAGAAGACGAUAUCAGUGCAGCAGCAGCAAAUAUUGUCUUAUGUUGCGUGUCUGGUACAAGGCUAAGUGCACACGUUAAGAACUAUACACAGCCAGGAGUGCACGCUAACUGUUUCAUUCAUGGAUUGCUGGGUUUCUUUCACUCCCAAAGUGACAAAAUAAGCCGAGAUUUAAGUGACGCUUUCGUAAUAAGCACAGUGGCGACUCGUUACCUCGCAUUACCUUGUUUAAUGGCGGAUCUAUACAGCGCAGACCGGAACAUGAGCGCCGCACACCUGAUAUCCGGUUUGAUACCAUUUGUCCUCGCAUUAGCGGGAAAAGAGCACCAAAAACUGGGGAAUAUCGUCAUAGCUGGCAACCUCAUAUCGUUGUGUGUGUAUUCUCACCGCCGUGACAGAAUAUGGGGUCUCUACGCGGCUGGCGCAGGGUUUUUGGCGUACUUCUUAACACCAGAUUCAGGGAUUCAAAUUGCGUAUCCUCUAUUCUUAUCGUUAUUUAAUUAUUGCGCAUCAAAUAUUUAUAGUUGAGUUUUGAAUAAAAUUUGAUU
Messenger RNA from Aricia agestis (brown argus), 662 nucleotides. RefSeq lists its product as uncharacterized. The record is from RefSeq and is a predicted model, not a curated record. Lineage: Eukaryota; Metazoa; Arthropoda; Insecta; Lepidoptera; Lycaenidae. Bases 97 to 642 code for a protein of 181 amino acids. The transcript is spliced from 2 exons.